AAAAAGGUUUUUUUAGGGCAUUGUUUUAUUUUACAAAUUUUUUGAAUUCACUUUUGUGCUCGAGCUUCGAAUUAAAUUUUCCGUUUCCAGGCGCAUGAAUAAUAGCAAAGGUGAAUUUUUGUAGGGCUGGUUUGGGGAAAUAUUUAACUUUUCUCCUGAGCCGGCUCAACUGCCAGGCUCGGAGUACGGUCUCGUCGAAAUGAAGCCUCUACUGCCCGAGAAUCUCGCUCCAAGCGGCGAGGCGAUGACGGCGACGCACGAUAUGUUGGAGCAGAUGUCAUAUCUGUGCGUGAGCGUGGUAAAGGCGCGGGACCUGCCUACCAUGGACGACAUGACCGGCGCGCUGGACCCGUACGUGGAGGUGAAACUAGGUGACCUCAAGGGCGUGACGCGGCACCUGGAGAGGAACGCUAACCCGGUGUGGCGGCAGAUGUUCGCCUUCUCCGCCGCCCAUCUGCAGUUCGACCAGCUGCAGAUUAUCGUUAAGCACAAGGACGUGCUCCGAGACGACUUCGUCGGCCGCGCCGUCUUCGACAUGGCCGACAUCCCGCGCCUCUCGCCUAACAGCCGGCUGGCACCGCAGUGGUACCACCUUUCCGAGCCAACGGCGAGAGGUUUCCGAAUAGACAUAGCUAGCCUCGGCGAAAUCAUGCUCGCUGUUUGGCUCGGCACGCAGGCCGACGAGGCCUUCAUGGAGGCGCACGCCCUCUCCCUGGAGGGGCUCACCAACACGCGCUCCCAGGUGUACUACUCCCCCAAGCUCAUCUACCUCAGGGUCUCCGUCAUCGCGGCGCAGGGCCUCAUGGGCACUAAGAAGGACCAACCACUAGGGCCGACCAUCGCCAAGAUCCAGAUGGGCAGCCAGAUAAUGCGGACGCAGCCGGGGCAGCCGCAGGGGUCGGCGAACCCGGCCUGGAACGAGGAGUUCAUGUGCGUCGUCAGCGAACCAUUCGAGGACCCGCUUGUGGUGACCGUGGAGGAGAAGGUCGGCACCGGGAGGGACGAGUCCAUCGGCCGCAUCAUCAUCCCCAUGGCGUCCCCUUACGUGGAGCGCAACGACCUGUUUAUGCCGGUGCCGUCCAAGUGGUUCAGCCUCUCGCGUGGGAUGACCGGGAGCAAGAUCCUGCUCAGGAUGAGCCUGGACACGGCGUACCGCGUGAUGGACGAGCCGCCGGAGUACAUGAGCGACCUGCAUCCGGCGGCGAAGAAACUCCGCAAGAGCGCCAUUGGCAUCCUGAAGGUGGAGAUCCUGGGCGCACGUGACCUGGCCGUGGGCGUGGACAACCCGUACGUGGUCGCCAAGUACGGCAAGAAGUGGGUGCGCACACGCACUCUCCUCAACACCACCGCGCCGCAGUGGAACGAGCAGCACACCUGGGAUGUGUUCGACGUCGGCACCGUCAUCACCGUCGCAGUCUUCAAGGACUCCCACGGCGUUGCCAAUGACCAGAGGAUCGGCAAGGUGCGCAUUCGCGUCGCCACCCUCGAGACGGAUCGCACGUACACCCAGUACUAUCCUCUCGUGGUGCUUACCCCGUCCGGGCUGAAGAAGAUGGGGCAGCUCCAUCUUGCAGUCCGCUUCACCUGCAAGUCUUGGGCCAAAAUGCUGGCAAUGUACGGCAAACCACUGCUUCCCGAAUCGCACCACACCAACCCCAUCUCCGCGCCGCAGAUGGACUACCUCCGGUUUAAGGCCAUGGAGAUGGUGGCCUCGCGGUUGGGCAGGGCCCAGCCGCCACUGCGGAGGGAGGUGGUGGAGUACAUGCUCGACUUCGACAACCGCACCUACAUGUUCAGCCUGCGACGGAGCAAGGCCAACUUCUACCGGCUCAUGGUCCUCUUCUCAGGCAUCAUGGCCAUGUGGAAGUGGUUUGACGACGUCUGCAAGUGGAAGAAUCCGGUGACGACGAUUCUGGUGCACGUGGUAUACCUGAACCUGGUGUGCUACCCGAAGCUAAUCCUGCCGAUGGUAUUCCUGUGCUUCAUCAUGAUCGUUGCGUGGAACUACCGGCAGCGGCCGCGGAAUCUGCCGCACAUGGAUGCGGUGCUGUCACACGCGGAGAUCGCACACCCGGACGAGCUGGACGAGGAGUUCGACACGUUUCCCGCGUCCAGGCCGGCUGACCUCGUGCGGAUGAGGUAUGAUCGACUACGGUGCAUCGCCGGCAGGGUGCAGACGGUGGCUGCGGACCUUGCUAUGCAGGGAGAGCGCUUGCUGUUCCUGCCCCGCUGGCAUGACCCCAGGGCGACAACCAUCUACAUGAUGCUCUUGGUGAUGAUGGCAGUCGUACUGUACCUGACGCCGUUCCGGGUGGUGGCCAUGGUGAUACAGCUCUACUUCCUCCGGCCCCCAUUGUUCCAGAGCAGGACCCCGAACCUGAUCUUCAACUUCUACCGUCGCCUGCAUUCAAAUCAAGGCCUCAUGCUGUAAGGUUGAUGCAUGUAGCAUUUGUCUUUUUGUUGUUGUUGACUGCAAAAAUGAUAUAUCUAUUUUAAAAGUCCA
Messenger RNA from Triticum urartu, 2503 nucleotides. The record is from RefSeq and is a predicted model, not a curated record. NCBI's taxonomy places the organism in Eukaryota, Viridiplantae, Streptophyta, Magnoliopsida, Poales, Poaceae.